Molecule: messenger RNA, 1035 nt
Organism: Amorphotheca resinae ATCC 22711
Lineage: Eukaryota; Fungi; Ascomycota; Leotiomycetes; Helotiales; Amorphothecaceae
Exons: 3
Coding region: 1-1035 (344 amino acids)
Source: RefSeq, a predicted model, not a curated record
AUGUCGACUCCCAAUCCCCUCAAAGAGACUCAGUCAACCCCUCCCCCUCCGGUCUCCGUCAAGACCUUCCACAUUGCCGGCAUUCUCACGGAUGUUUAUGGUUUGGAUGAGCUACCGCAGACAUGUAAAUCAGUGUCUUGUCUCUGGCUUCUGCAUGGAAGACUUCAGUCCAAAGAAGUAAUGGCCGGCGUUGCUUCUGCAUGCAUCAAUGAUUGGAAGCUGCGGCGGCCAAGCGGUAACGAGGUCGGCCUCCUGGCAAUAGCCUUUGAUCAGCGAAAUCACGGCAGUCGACUCAUCAAUGCCCUGGCAAACGAGGCCUGGAAAGGGGGCAACGAGACUCAUGCUCAGGAUAUGUUCAGUGUUUAUCAUGGCACCGCCCUUGAUACCAGCUUUCUUAUAGACCAUUUGGGAUCUUACGUUCUCUCUGGCCCCAAUGCACCACAUAUUGACCAGCAUUUGAUCCUCGGGAUCUCCCUUGGUGGUCAUGCGGCCUGGCAAGCGUUCUUCAACGAUCCUCGAGUUACUGCAGCUAUUGUCAUCAUUGGAUGUCCUGACUAUAUGCGUUUGAUGAGUGACCGUGCCCGGCUCUCUAAACGCGAAACAUAUACGACGUCCAACGGCGCAGGAUUCUUUGGAAGCAACGAUUUCCCGAAAGCACUCAUCUCCAGCAUUCAGAAAUCCGAUCCGAAGGGAAUGCUGUUCGGGACUUCUGAGAUCCAGUCCAACCCGCCUGAGAGUGAGCAGAGACGUUUCCGUGAGAUAUUCGACACGAAAAUCAAAGGCAAGAGACUACUUGUCUGUUCAGGAGCAGAUGAUAAGUUAGUCCCGUAUCAUUGUGCGGAGCCGUUCAUGCAGUUUCUCAAGGAAGCAACGAGCACAUGGUACAAGGAUGGAAAUGUCUAUGUUGAGGAUAAUGUCUAUCCGGGGGUGGGACAUGCCUAUAGUCCAGACAUGCUUAGAGACACUACCAGAUUCGUCAGUGACAUCUUGGCAGGCUCAUCGAGCAUUGGUGGGAAAGGGGCGUCCAAAAUGUAG